Molecule: messenger RNA, 5072 nt
Organism: Porites lobata
Lineage: Eukaryota; Metazoa; Cnidaria; Anthozoa; Scleractinia; Poritidae
Source: the annotation of a GenBank genome assembly
AUGGCAUUAAAAUUUGCUGCCAAUUUAUCGUUUGCCUUUCAGGAGCAUGAAAAUUUUCUCCAGAGAUAUCAGGCGGCGAAAAAUGCAGGUAGUGUUAAUGGCUGCGUGAACUUAAAGAAGAUAGAUACUAGAAAAAAAGUUAAAGAGCGAAAAAGCUCGUUAAAUUCUUGUGCAAGUUAAAAUCCCUUCGUAAAUGUGAUGGAAUUUAGAUGUUAGCUUACCUCAUCUCUUUAAAAUAGUUUUUAUUUUUCUCAUCAACUCUGAUGUCUUUGGGGGCAAAAUUUAGCAGUAGUUAAUCAUAGUGUCUUAAAUUUCAUUUUCCUCUGUGCCAAACCAUCAUUAUACAUUUUUAUCAAGGAUAAAAUCUGAACCAUAGCAUAUAUUAUAAAGAUUAAUUUAUAUUAUUUAUAUGUCACAGGUUUUAAAGGUGUGGAGUCAGGUUUUCCCCUGGACAUCCCAAUAGAUGAAUUGUGCAUUGCUCGAGAGAGUGCACAAAUAGAACAUGUGCAUAUGAAUGCUUUUGAUGGUAAGUUCUGGGGCUGGACCUCCGCUGUAGGGGGAAGGUAGCUUGGACCCCGGAACCCUUAGUAAGCUGUAAGGGGACCUUUCCUAAAACAAAGACAGGGUUGAGCUGGACUAUUGCUUUGGUGAUAGGCCAACACAAUUAUUCAUGAGUUACGCAUCUCAUUUUUCAUAGCACAAUUUUCUACUCUCCUCCCUCCUUAGUCCUAUAAUACAAGUUUUCAGCUUCAUGAAAGUGUCUUUUUCCACCCAAAGGUAAUUCUAAAGGACUAGCAGCAGUACCAGGUAGAGAAGAAGAAUUCAAACAAUGUUUAGAAUUGUCUAUAAAAUAUGCAGAAGCCCUUAAAUGUACAAGGUAAAUAAUAAUUAUGAUUUUGUUAAAUCAUUACUACUGACAUACUGAAAAAAAAGCUCUGAAAAGGUUCGUAGAUUUUAUAAAAUAGGAUGUAAGCUAAUUAGCUUACAUAUUAUUUUAUAAAAUCUAAGAACCAGGCUAAUUUAAAAAGAAAAAAACGUUUUAUACACAGCUUUUUUUUCUGUAUAUCCGCUGAAAGGGUGUGAGGAAUAAAGGCCUUAGGUGACCUCCGAUGAACUGCCAAAUUCUCCUUAACUUCCAGACACACUGUUAAUGUUUUAUGCUCAUAGUCUUUAAUUCAGUACUCUUGCAUUUUAAGAAACAUAUACCGGUAGAUAUCCAAUAAUUUUCGUAUAAGAUAAGUCAGGUGAUAGUCUCCCUCGGAGCCGUUUUUUUGAUUUCACACAACGUUCCUCCGUGACAUCCAAAAAAUGGCUGCGAGGGAGACUAGUCUGGUGAUGACCCUGAGCUACAAGGGGGCUAUUCCUGAAAUUUUUACCCUCUAUCAUUUUUUAGACUGCACGUGUUAGCUGGUGUGUUUACUGGUGGUAUCACUAGCAAAGAUAACAAGGUUGUGACACUGUGGGAGGAGACGUAUAUUAAGAACAUGAAAUAUGCUGCACAAAGACUCCAAGAGGUAAUGAUAGUAAACACUGCCUGUUAGCUUAUAAAAAUCAGUGCUUCUGUGCACUAACAGUGCCUGCACAAUGCAAUUUUGCUGGGAAAACUAAGGCUUUUGGCAGAUCAAGACUAAAACUCUAGGGUGCCUAGGGUUUUAGCAUUGCAACGCUUUGUUAUGUACCCCGUAAUUCUUCUAAGAGCACCUGUAGUCUUGAGCAUGGUUAACAGUUGCAUUCAUUAUUCAGCUAAUUUUUUUACAGUGGUACCUAUAGUUCACAACUUUGAAAUUCCGGGUUCCCAGUGGUCAGUUGAGUUGAGGCCUAAAUUAACCCAUUAAUUUUAUCACAUUGUCUGGGAAUGAAAACUUCCCUGUCAGCACUCCCAUAAAAGUGAUUGUAUUUUUAAUUUGUUUCAGUCUGGGAUAACUCUUUUAGCAGAACCCAUUAGCACUAUUCCAGGAUACUUUUUGACUAACACACAACAAGGUAUAACUUAUAACUGUUAAUUUUUAUUGACAUUCUUUGAAAUGGCAAUGCUCUGUUGGUUUUCCUCUGCAUUUUUUUUUAUUAUAACAUAUUCAAAAAUUUGCUUAAUUAUCGUAUUCUAAUAUUAUUUUAUUAUUACCAUAAUUUCUCUCCCUACAAGAUUGAUAACAGUUCUUAGGGCAAAAUAUAUAGAGAGGAGUAAAAUAAUUUAAUGAUCUAUCAUUAACACUAUUUAUUUGCUUAUUUCAAUAUUACAACAUAGCCGUGCAUACAGUCGAUAACUUAAUAUACACUGUAUGUAUUUAACUUUGCUUUGCUUUUGCUUUAUAAUUACCCUGCAAUCAAAUGUGGCCUCUGCUUGCAGGGUACUUUAACUUGUUCCCCUCAAUAACUUUUUGGUGUCUCAUGCGCAGGGCUGUCACUUAGCUUUCAAGUUGCCAGGUGAAUGCAAUUAGUAGGUGAGGAAUUAACCCUUGAAGUCCCAAUAGUGACCAACAACAAUUUUCUCCUAACAAUAUUCAUAUGUUGCCAAGAGGAAUGGUUAUGAGAGUUAAUAAAAUGAUCACUAAAGAGAAAAUGCUUUGAUCUGUUAUCAAACUCUCUCAACUAAUUCUUUACAGAAAUGUAUGAAGAUCAGUAUGGAGAAUUUAUAUGUGGACAUUUGGGCUUAAAGGGUUAAAAAGCAGGAAUUUAUGCUCAUAGUACAGAGAAACCAUGCCUUACGGCCACCUCCUUAAUAUGACAGCCACUUUUUUUUGGCCGCCUGGCGAAAACCACCAUACAUUUUCUUGUAAAAAAAAAACCCUCGUUAAUACGACCAAUUUUUUUGGCCCAUUGUUGGUGACCGUAUUAAAGGGAACCACUAUAACUGGGAAAAUCUCCCUUAGUGGCAGCGCUGCACGUGCAAGGUAACACUUCAAUUUGACCUCAUCGGGAAGGAAAAGUUGUUUUGACAUUAAAAAUUUCAUUAUUUUCAUUUUCUCUAUCACCAGCAAUCAAUUUCAUAAAAAAGGUGGAUCAUAGUAACAUGAAACUUCAGUUGGUAAGUUAAAAAACAAGGAACAAGAGCAAUAUUUUUCAGUUUACACGCUGUGCUUUAUUCUCACAAAUUUAAUGGAUAUGACUUACAUCAAGUUGAAUUGAUUUAAAGUUUGACUUGACUAAAUUUAUGGGCUCUUAUGGCAAAAUUUCAAAGAAAUGUACACUUUGUUAAGUCAAUAGUUUUUAUGAGGUGUGGAGGUGAGCUGGACAGGGUUGUAUUAUAUUAUAACUCACCCAACCUGGUUUUCUUGAAGGUUUACUUGUUAUUUUUUUUUUAUAUAGGACAUGUUUCACCAUCAACGGACAAGCGGAAACUUGACCCAAACCCUGAUUGACUCUAUGCCAUAUAUUGGUAAUGUUAUUGUAGAAAUAUUACUAUUUGCCUUUACACCACAACUGAAACUAAACAUCUACUAGUUAAGUCCUUCUGUUAGCCAGUGCUGAAAUCCUUGUUCUGGUCCCCAGCUGUGUACCAGGAUUGAGUAUGCACCAUGGUUGGUUUGUCUCAAAAAAGUGUUGUUUGAUUGGGCUACAAGGUUGGAGAACAUUCUGAGGGGGACUUCUGGUAAUUUGUCAAGUCCAUUGUGAACCUAGAAAGAGGAUCUUAGUGCUGCUUUACCGGCAUUACUAACAUGGGUUAGAUAAUGUCUGCAGGCUAUUAUUACUUUAAAAAAAUUUACAGUUAUUAAAUUGUGCUGGAUAAUGAUCACUGCUUUAAUUUUUAAAUUUUACUCUUAAAAAAUGAAGUUCUUUUUUGGACCUUUAGAAACAGUCAUGUUUAAUUUGUUUUCUUUCAGGACAUAUUCAAAUAAGCCAAGUCCCAUCUCGUAAUGAACCAGAUUCUGAUGGUGAAGUAAACUACCCCUACAUAUUCCAUCAGAUCGCAAAAUUAGGCUACAAAGGUUGGAUAGGCUGUGAAUAUCAUCCAAGAGGUAAAUUUCUCAGUUAAUUUAAGAUGAAAUUUUAAGGGUACUUUUGUUAUUAUUGUAAGCUCUGUGGGUAUAUAUGUACGUACUAAAAUUAAAACUUUCUUUAAAAAAAUCUACUAGAACCUCGUGCUGGUGGUUAUAUUAAUUUUAUUUUCCAUCACUUUUUUUUCUUAAACAACAAAUUACAUGUAUUCCUCACUGAGCAAGUUUAUAAUUUUGUCAAAAUUUGCAUCACGGGUGGAACCUGCGUGGAUUGCACAGCAAGGCAGAAACACAAGUCGGCUUUAUAUUAUAAUAUAUCUUGACUUUCGGUUGGUAGUCUCAGUGACAUCAUUGAUUGUGAUGUUGAGUUGCAUUAAGGUUUUCAAGCAACAUGACUUCCACUGUGUGCACUAUCAUGUUUUAUUCAUGAAAGGCGGGCAUGUUUAUUCAUUCUGUUGUUGAAUAACAGGGAGUUGCUAAAACGUAAUGCACUGCUUAAUGAGAAAGAUUUAACAAUUCUCGUUCACAUUUAGGACAAAUGAUCAUUAGUUUGAGUUGUGGGUACCAGUCGGUAUUUAUCUUUCCUAGUUUUGUUUUUGUGAUAAUAAAUUUCUUUUUGUUUUUUGUUUUCUUAGGACGGACACUAGAUGGUUUAGGAUGGCUGGCACCUUAUCUUAUUGAUUAAGAAAUUGUUCCAGUGCACCCUUGUGUGUCCUUAUCUUAUGCAAAUCUCAUCAUCUGUCAAGUUGAAGAGUACACUGUCUGGACUGGCACAAAGUAUCAAUAUUCAGCUAUUGAGGAUAAGUGAAACCUUCUGCAAUAGUAGCUUACUGAAGGAAGGUUGAGAAAGAUUUACAAAUUUACAAAACUUUGAGUACACUAAAAUCAGUGUACAACAAUGAUAUAUUUUAAAGUACCCGGGGUACCAGAGGUUUUUUCUCCUUUUCGCACGGUUCACUAUAAAGACUUGAAUGGAAACCUACAAAUGAAAAGUCUCUGGCACCCCAGGUAUGGAUUGACCCCCAUCUUUUAAAAACCAAUCUAGCCUUGAAUCUUAUGCAGAUUUAAAGAAUAUCAGGAUAAUACACUUUCAGGUCUAAAAAAGUUCACUUGGUUUUUAUCCUGGGUGCAUGCCAG